Molecule: messenger RNA, 363 nt
Organism: Aspergillus uvarum CBS 121591
Lineage: Eukaryota; Fungi; Ascomycota; Eurotiomycetes; Eurotiales; Aspergillaceae
Exons: 2
Coding region: 1-363 (120 amino acids)
Source: RefSeq, a predicted model, not a curated record
AUGUCGGUUGGCCCUCACUCCAACCCAGCUCAACUGAACAAGACCGACAUUUUGACCAUGUUCUCCAGCAUCUACACUGCAGCCGAGAACAGCAGCGCCCUUGGUCGUACCAGGUUCCUUUCACGGCAUGUCAAGUCUACCACCAGCAUCAAGGACUCUGACCUUUGGAUUGGCAUUGGACAGUACACCAUCACGGAUCGCGGCACCUACAUGUACCUUACCAUCUUGGAAGACCUGCAGCGCCAGACGACCCUCUACAAGAAGGCGACCGACAGUUCCGGUGAUUUCCUGCUCAACCCUGCCCACAUUCCUGAUGGCAACAAGGCCGCAAAUGCUAAGAUGGCGGAUAGCUUUGCGCAGUGA